UUGACGCAAGCUUGGGGUCUCACCGCCGGGAGGGCCUCCCAAGUCGGGGUAGACGCAGAGGAGGGAGGAAUCUAGUAGAGAGGCAAAUGGAGGGGGUGCAGAGAGGGACCAGGGGCGCGGGGUGUCCGUAAAAAACAAGGUUUGGGGCACUUAGCAGCCGCCCAGAGAAGAAGGGGUAGGUCUUGUCGGAAUUGAAGAUGUAUUGACAGAGGAGCCAGAGUCUAGACUCGGGGGAGUUUGAAUCUGCGCAGAUUCUGCUUAAAAGAAUCCUGGUCUUCUGGGGGCAAAAAAGUGGACAGGGUGUUGGGGUGAGGCCGUGGAGCAGGGUGUCCAGCGCGCGGACCUGGAGCGGGAUGCUGGGGCAGGCGCGCGGGCUGUGGCCUCCAGGCACCCCCACCCAUCCCAGGACGCGCCUGGCGGGCGAUCUUGCGGCGGAGCCUCCUCUCCCCUCGCGCGGCCUCUCCCCUGCGCCCCCUCCCCCGCGGAGCUGCGGAGCACCGACGCGAGCGCAGGGCGCCGGCGGCAGGAGGCUGCGCUGGCCAUGGCGCCGGCGGCGGGCAAGCGGGGCCGGCUCCGGAGGUGCGGGCGGCGCAGGCGGUGCGGACGGGGCACACUAAUUGCCUGCGCCGCCUGGACCGCGGGCUGGGUGUUGGCGGCCGCACUGCUGCUCCGCGCGCACCCGGGCGUCCUCUCCGAGCGCUGCACGGACGAGAAGAGCCGGCGCAUCCUGGCCGCGCUGUGCCGGGACUACCAGGGCGGCGUGCUGGUGGGCGACCUCUGCCAGGACCUGUGCGUGGCUGGGCGGCUGCUGUACCGGCGCUGCCUGUACUACGAGAGGGGCAAGAAGGUGCUGCAGGCCGACUGGCGCGGCCGGCCGGUGGUCCUCAAGUCCAAGGAGGAGGCCUUCUCCAGCUUCCGGCGGCCCGGGCUGCUGGAGGACCAGGCCUGGAAGGGCGGCCAGGACUUCCCCGAGGCAGAACUCCUCCUGCUGGUGGCCGGCGAGGUCAAGAACACGCUGGGCCUGGAGCUGUCCCACGGUGGUCUGGGGCUGCUGUGGCCGAGGCUCCGGGGUCCCCGCUGGCGGGGCCAGCUGGCCAGCCUGUGGUCCCUCCUGCAGCAGGAGGAGUUCGUGCUGCUCAGCCUGCUGCAGGACCUGAGCCGGCACGCCCCACCCGUGCUGGGCUCCUGCGGCCACUUCUAUGCCGUGGAGUACCUGGCAGCCGGCAGCCCCCACCACACUGCCCUCUUCCCCCUGGGCGGGGCCUCCCGGGGCCUGGCCCGGGCCAUCAGUGACAUGGCGCUCAGCUUCCUAGACCUGGUGAGCCAUUUCGACAACGACUUCUCCCACCGCCUCCACCUCUGCGACGUCAAGCCCGAGAACUUUGCUAUCAGAAGGGACUUCACGGUGGUGGCUAUUGACGUGGACAUGGCCUUUUUUGAACCUAAAAUGAGGGAAAUUCUUGAGCAGAACUGCACGGGAGACGAAGACUGCAAUUUCUUUGACUGUUUUUCCAAGUGUGAUCUGCGAGUGAACAAGUGUGGAGCAGAGCGUGUGAACAGCAACCUGCAGGUCAUCUGUGACAAGAUAUUCCGCCACUGGUUUUCCUCGACUCUCGGGAGCUCUGCCAUUUCCUUGGAGCUUCGGCUGCAGUUACAGGAGACCGUGCAGGAUUGUGCGGACCCGGGCCACCCUGCCGGGCUCCCCCAGAGAGCACCCCCUAAUGUGUUCCGGAAGCUUCAGCGUCUCCUGCAAGCCACACUGAGAGAACUGCAGGAGGUGGAUAACUAGCCACUGCUGGCCUUUAAAACAUUCACUCUGCGUUGUUUUAAGGAGAAGAUGUUUUCACUCUGCAGGUGAAUGACCCCUCAGGUAUCACUGUGGUCGUCAGAAUGUGGCAUCGCUCAUGGCUGUUUCGAUUCCACGUCAGCUGCCGAGAUGUGUGCCUCCUUCUCUCCUGUCCUGGCUUUCUGUGCUCUUGUUUGAAGAGACCAUCCUGGCCUCUCACCGGUCACCCCUUUGAAAGUGAUAUGAGGGGGGCACAGCACAAUUUACUUUUGGGGGGUCCUCAGUCAGAAACAGCUCCAAGUGUUCUCCCUGAAAAUGGUCCCCAGGUUAAAAAAAGUGCAAGUGUGUGCAUAGGUGUGUGUGCAUGAGUGUGUGUGCACAUGUGAGGGUGUGCAUGUGUGUGAGGGUUGUACAAGUAUGUGUGCAUGUACACGCGUGUACGCACGGAUGCCUCAAUGAGCACUCAGUGUGAGCAGUGUGUGAGGCGUGUGUGCUGUGUGGUGGGAGAAGGUGGUUUCUGCAGUGUGCCCUCUGGGACAGCAGGCUCAGCAGCCGGAAGAGUUACUUUUCUUUGGGAAUGAAACACAGUAAAGAACAAAAGCUGCAUCUGUAGGAAGUGUCAUUUGUAUUGGACAGUAGGUGCAAGGCCAGCUCAUGGUAGUUUUCAGCUUGGGGACCCAUUGGUCCUCUGGAUCGUUUUCCGGGAGCCCCUCCCCAGGGAGUAGGGUUUGGCAGGAACUGCAGGUUUGCUUAACGCUGUGUCAUCUCAAGAAUUGGAAGUGCAGUGAGUACCCAGCUGGCACUGGCCGCAGGCAGGACGAGGCCAGCCCUUCCUGUCAGCUGACUGAAGACCCAGUCAGGCACCACGUCACCACGCCACACUUUGGUAGACAUGCUUUUCCGUGGAGUCGCGACAAAACUGCAAACAUGAAGGAAACCGCAUUCUGGUCGCCCUCCUGGCAGAUGAACCCACGGGGAGCAAGCCAGGCGUCCACUCAGAGGGCACGCAUGUCUACCCCACACCCAGGACAGUGAGACACAUCACGUAAACAGCUGGUCAACUCAGAGGUAAAUCGAGAGAGACACUGAGCGAGGAUGAGGUGAUUCUGUUCAUGGUUUACAAAUCGGAGAAGACAGAUUAAUUUGAAGUUUUGAAAAACUCACACAUUGACAAAUCCCAAGCCAUUUCUCUCUUCCUUCCCCAGCCCUUCCUGAUCAGACAAAGGGAAGUGCCUACUUAUGUCCAUCUGCCCGCCUUUCCUCCGGCCACACAGCAGGUCCGCCCCGGGGCUCGCUCCGUGGAAUGACCUAUGAAGCAGGGGACACUGAAGUUCAGGGGGACUCUGAACUGCUUGACGCCCCACAGCCCACACUGUUUGAAGUCCCAUCGUUACCUGCUAGGCCAACCCCCUUCCACCACCACUGCUAUUUUUACAAAUGACUGAAUUCCCUAAUGGGUCCCCUGCCAUCGUAUGUAUGAACAAGUCCCUCUACAUUUGUACUCUCCGGCAGGAAGAAAAGACCCAUGUCAGUCACUUUGGUGACAGAAGUAAAUUAAAACUAACGCAUGAAGCACAGGCCUCAGGCUAGUAGAUUCUAAAGAAAAGAAUCAGCUUUGGCGCUGGGCGAAGGCUCCCCUUCACCAGAGCUGUGCCAUGUGCGGUGUAUUCUGCAAUGCUGAGGGUCUCAGCGAACCCCGGGAGCCCUCCGGCCAGGUUCCUUUUAUGAACUGAAGGUUUCCAUGAAGACUGGUGUGAAACAGAGGGUGAGGGAGGUGGGAGGCAGGGGCUCUGUGUUCUGUGCCCUUAACAGUUAGCUUUAGCACUGUGAGGGCAAAUGGGCCUGACACGGGUUGACCCUGGAAUUACAGCCCUUCUUAGCGCUGGCUCAGAGCUAACCAGCCAAGCAGCAAAGCUGCCUCCAGAAAGGGAAAAGGUUUGCUUUCAUUUCCACCCAACGGAAACAAAUGUUUUUGUUUAUCAUGGAAACGAUGCAAUAUGUAAUUACCCAACACAACAGUGUUUUUAUUGCUGAAAAGGAAUAGUUUUAUCACUUUCCCCUGGGGUUUGACUCCCGCCAGGAGAAUUCCAUUAACAGCAGUGUCUCUUAAACUAUUUGUGCAGAGUUCAGUUUGUGUUUUUAAUUCUCCAACCCUUCGGAAAUAAUACAAGAAACAAAGACUGUUGUAUCAGUAUUUAAUAUUUUUAAUGUGACAAGUGACACUGUUUCUUGCUUAUCUGAUUGACCAACCACCCUACCUAUAGGAGAAAAUGUCUACCUAAAUGGUUUCUCUGUUUUGUUUUAAUAACACAUGCAUAGUAUACAAGACACCCUCAGAGAUUUGUUCGUGGACAUCAAGCAGAUGAUACAGUGAGUUCAGCAGGCAUAGGCUGUUUCUUUUCAAGUUUCAUCCCAGUUAAAGCAAGUGGUGCUUUAUUCAUCUCUAAUACCUCAACAGGAGUCAAUUUUCACAAUUUAUCUUGAUAAAUUAUAGUUAAAAUUAUCUUUGGGUGAAACAAUUCCAGAUUAUAUGCCCCAAUGGGUUAUAGCUGACAAAUACUAAGUGCACAGAAAUUGUAGGAGGCUCGGACCACGUGGUGGCUGAAGUGAUGGAGGAGGGCUGGAUAUGCCAGCAAUGACAGCUGGCUACAAAGGUUUCUAAACCCUGCUCUCAGUUGUCUCCUCACAGGAAGUGAGUAGCAAGCAGAAAGCAGUAGCAAGCAGUAGCAAGCAUCCAUCUGAUGCAGAAAAUGGGAGCAGUGUUUCUCCACAAGUGGACCCAGACCCCUGCUUUGGAAUCACCUGGAGGCUUCUUUGAAAUGCAAAUUCUGAGUCUAGAAUCAAGGUCUUUGGGGAUGAGGUUGCCAACCACCCCAAGGAGUUUGGAUGCACCCCAAAGUUUAAGAAUCUUGCUCCGUAGGUCUGGCUGAGUCCUUCUUCAUUCUAAUCAUGGAGGCCCUCACUGGGUGGCCCAGGCAGGCCUUGGACUGGGGUGUGACAUCUAUAGCUAGUCUUUCCUCAGGCACGCUCCCCUGAGUUACAGGGCAUUUAGUCAGUUUUUCUGUAAAAGAUCAUCUUUAAACGCAGCAAUGGCUUGCUGACCAAUCACUUUUGCAUAAUAGACCUGGAGGUACGAAUUCUGUUCUUACAGCUUCUAUUCCUUCUAUUACUUAAUGUCAACUCUCACUGGCCCGGUUUCCCAAUUCCCAGGGGUAAGAACCAGUUGCUCUGCUUCUCCCUCCUUGGGCCAGGGGUGUGGGAUCUGCCUGGCAUUGCUCUGCCCUGAGCCUUCUGCUGUCUGUCUUAACAGAGGAAGUGCCAUUUUGUCCCCAUUUAGUUGGGAAGUGCCCCCUCCGAAAGCUCCCUGCUCCCUCUCUGUCAGUCGGAAGAGAACACCCUUAGCUCCUGGCAAGGACAGAAAACAUGUAGUCAGCUAUCAAGUGUGCGAUUUUUAUUUGGGAAAGGUCAGCAGGCAAGUCCAUUAAAGUCAUCCUAACUCGUUUACUCUGGCCACCUGCAUUGCCAAAGCUUGCGGGCUCUGAAAGAAACCUGAGGUAGAGCCAACGGGAUUCCAGGACGUCUCCCAGCUGUCAUAUUUACAGACCCAUCUCAACAAAUGCAUGAUUUUUUAAACAGGUAUACAGGGGUUUUCCCGCAGACGCUUUUGCCCCUCUUUUCAUUACCAUGACCACUUCUCAUCCUUCAUUUCUGUUGAUUGUGGUAUUUUAAACUGGUUUUCUAGUGGCAAUGAUGAAAAACUUGGAGCCACUCAUGCCCUCUUGUCUGUUUCCGCUUCCGAGCAGGGCACACCUGGGUGCUCAAGAAAUGUUUGGGUACCCAGAGAGGACCUGGCCGGCCUGCCAUGCCCUUACCUUCCUUCAAACCUGGUCGUCAAGGCACCGCACUGAGUUUUCAGGGAGCUGGAAAGAGCACACCUACUCCACCCAUACCGUGGCGUCACCCACCGGCGGAGGCAUAUUAAUCCCAAGCCCUCCUGUCUCCGGCUCCCUCAGCAUUUCAAACCUUCAUUCUUUGCUACAAUUUUCCUUCUCUUUAAUCACUUUCCCUUUUAUCCUCUCCAGCCUCGAUGUGCCUUUGAAGGCAGGGAGGUGAAACUGGAGAGUGCAGUCUAAUAGGUCGAGUAGUCCUGAGGAAGCUACGAAAUUCUUCAAAUUAGUGCUUUCGGUCAAUGCCUCUACUCACUGUAAACAUGCGUGCUUAACUUCUGCUGCUGCCACAUUUCUAAUUUUGCUAUUUUCUCUGAAAGUCCUUGGCUGAAACCGUUGCAGGGCGAACCUUCUCCAAACCUUCUGACACAACUGGCUGCCAGAGACCAGGGAGGCGCUCCUGUAGAGGCCCCCACAGGUGCAGCCUCUCGAUGGGUGGCGUGGUAGCCAAGUGCAUGCUCGGUGGAGAUGGACCCCAGGCACAGAGUGUUUCUCACAGAAUCACCACCGCCUGCAACAGCUGAGGGUUUGACGGGUUUCCAGAGUCUCUCCUGUCUCUUGGAACAAGUGUGUUAACGUCGUAGGCUUUUGGGUCGAGAAAAGCAGACUCUGAAGCUUUUAAAAGCAAUUCUGAUUUAUUGUAUUUAAUAGUCAUUUUGCAAAACUCUGUGCACCUGGGACCAGACCUCACACCCACACGGUUCUCUGCAAAGAGGCCAAUAUCUACAGCAACG
This is a messenger RNA of Rhinolophus ferrumequinum (greater horseshoe bat), 6467 nucleotides long. RefSeq names its product divergent protein kinase domain 1C (gene DIPK1C). Bases 542 to 1789 code for a protein of 415 amino acids. The record is from RefSeq and is a predicted model, not a curated record. The transcript has 4 exons. Lineage: Eukaryota; Metazoa; Chordata; Mammalia; Chiroptera; Rhinolophidae.